Hyposmocoma kahamanoa is the source of this 2124-nucleotide messenger RNA. It is a transcript of the gene Ir40a, whose product is annotated as ionotropic receptor 40a. The transcript is spliced from 15 exons. Gene Ontology annotation, cellular component: membrane. Bases 1 to 2124 code for a protein of 707 amino acids. NCBI's taxonomy places the organism in Eukaryota, Metazoa, Arthropoda, Insecta, Lepidoptera, Cosmopterigidae. Gene Ontology annotation, molecular function: glutamate-gated receptor activity. The record is from RefSeq and is a predicted model, not a curated record.
AUGCGCCAAACAUACAUAAUAUUCAUAUGCCUUCGAGCAGUCCAUUGUUUUUGGGACAUACAAGACAUAACAGUGGACAAAAUUAAGCGGCUGCCUCAAGAUUUCUCCUUAGCUGUGAAGGACAUCGCUGAAGGAAUCCCCACCAGAACCAUGACGGUUGUUAGGGGAAAUUCUACUAAUAUCAAAUCUCAGGACAUAUUCGAACUGCUAUGUCUAUUGAACCAACAUAAUGUCCCAUUAGUGAACAUGGACUUUACCACAAAGGAUAACAAAGACAAGUAUUACCAGUAUCUGAAAACGGCCCUAGACACAUCAGAGGAAAGAACAAGUCUAAUUCUAUGUGAGCCGGAAGAAUGUGAAAACAUCUUAGAAGAGUUGACGGAAAACAAUCUGAUCCAUCGCAUGAUCCUCUACAUCUUCUAUUGGCCGUACGGCGCUGUCAGCAAGACAUUCCUGACCACAAUCAAUGAAGCGAUGAGAGUUGCUGUCAUCACCAAUCCGAAGACUAGCGUUUUCCGAAUCUACUACAAUCAGGCGUCUCCAAACCGUCUCCACCAUUUGAGUUUAGUGAACUGGUGGUCAGGGCGACUGUACAAGUCGCCAGUGGUGCCUCCCGCUGACAAGGUCUAUCACGACUUCCAAGGAAGGAUGUUCGACGUUCCCGUAUUGCAUGCCCCGCCAUGGCACUUUGUUAAAUAUAACAAUGACUCUACGGUCAACGUAACGGGCGGACGCGAUGACAAACUACUGGCAUUACUUGCUAAGAAACUGAAUUUCAGAUAUAGGUAUUACGAUCCGCCGGAACGAAGUCAGGGCUCAAGCAUUUCUGGCAACGGAACUUUCAAGGGAACACUCGGGUUAAUUUGGAAACGUAAAGCGGAUUUCUUUCUCGGUGACGUAACAAUGACUUGGGAGCGCCUUCAAGCUGUAGAGUUCUCUUUUCUAACCCUGGCUGACUCUGGUGCUUUUCUCACUCACGCUCCGGCUAGACUAAGCGAGACUCUUGCUAUAAUUAGGCCUUUUCGAUGGGAGGUCUGGCCGCUAGUCUGCGCUACGCUUGUAGUGUCCGGCCCAGCGUUGUGGUUUGUGAUCGCAGCACAUUCAUUAUGGCAACGUCGUCCGCAAAACCAGCUGAAGCUGCUCAGUAAUUGCUGUUGGUUUACUACAACGCUAUUUUUAAGGCAGUCAUCCAGCAAAGAGCCUUCGAACACACAUAAAGCCAGGCUAGUGUCAAUCCUAAUCUCCCUAGGAGCUACUUAUGUUAUCGGUGAUAUGUACUCAGCCAAUCUAACAAGUCUCCUAGCAAGACCAGCAAGGGAACGACCAAUCGGGACAUUGCAAGCCUUGGAAGAAGCCAUGAGAGACCAAGGAUACGAAUUAGUAGUGGAAAGACACAGUUCUUCAUUAACUAUUCUACAGAACGGAACAGGCGUAUAUGGACGGCUAGCUCGUCUAAUGCGCAGGCAACGAGUGCAGCGCGUACGCAGCGUCGAAGUCGGCGUGCAUCUGGUGUUGUCACGAAAACGCGUCGCCAUACUCGGUGGAAGAGAAACGCUGUAUUACGAUACUGAGAGAUUUGGGUCGCACAAUUUCCACCUCAGUGAAAAGCUGUACACGAGAUAUUCAGCCAUCGCUCUACAAAUCGGAUGUCCUUACUUGGAAACAUUCAACAACGUAGUAAUGACAUUAUUCGAAGCGGGCAUUCUUUCGAAGAUGACUACAGACGAGUAUAGAAACUUGCCGCAACAAUCUCGAAGAUCCGAACCGGUAACUGAGAGCGAAAAUCAGGAUAGCACCGAUGUCACUGGAGACCCUUCAACGUCAACGUCACAGGCGCAGCCGGAGCCCACGAAAGGCUUGGAGCCAGUGUCUUUGAGAAUGUUAAGAGGAGCAUUUUUACUGCUUGGAAUCGGACACUUUCUAGCAGCUUUAACACUUGGAAUAGAGAUUCAAGUGAACCGUCGUAAGAAGCGUCAGGUGGUCACAGUUGAACAUUCUGACACGAAAAAGGCACCGAAGAGAAGAUUCUUUGAGAAGACACAAAAGUGUAUCAAACAAGGGAUAGGGAGGUUCUUCAGAGCUAUUUGCACACAAAUUGAUAGAGCUUUAGGUCCUGGUGUGUGA